ACAGUAUGCCAACUGGCAUUUUCUUAAACAAGGUUACAUCCCCCAAAGCAUUGACUAAGAUCAAAACUCAAGCAAAGCAUUCAAGAGAUCCAACUAAGGCCCAUGUUCCUAGAUAGUUCAAGGUUCAUUUCGAGAGAAUUGAUCACAAUAAAUAAUACCAAUACACAGAAAGGAAGAAAGAAAGAAAAAAAAAAGCAAUUGACAUUAGUCUAUAAAACCAGCAGAAAGUGUGCUGUUACUCCACCUGAUUCAUCUGCCUCUGAGAAUAGAGUCAUGAAGAUCAUCUUAAGCAACAAAUGCUUAUUGAUCAUCUUGCUUCUGUUCAUUUCUGGUGCAAUACAAAUCCAGGCAGAAACCACCACCUGCAACAAACCCAAGAGCCCAUGCUUUCUCAAGAAGUUGCCAUGCCCAAGUGAGUGCCCAACGCCAUAUCCAAGCGACGCAAAAGCUAAAGUUUGCUAUGUCAACUGCAAUUCACCCAUAUGCCGAGCCGAGUGCAAAACUCGCAAACCAAAUUGCGGUAGCCCUGGAGCAGCAUGCUUGGACCCCCGGUUCAUUGGCGCAGACGGCAUUGUCUUCUACUUCCAUGGCAAGAGCAAUGAGCAUUUCAGCUUGGUUUCGGAUCCCAAUCUCCAAAUCAAUGCCCGCUUCAUUGGAUUGAGGCCAGCUGGUCGACCCAGGGACUACACGUGGAUUCAAGCACUAGGAAUCCUUUUCGACUCUCAAAGUUUCUCUGUUGAGGCCACCAACGCAGCAACAUGGGACGAUGAAGUCGACCAUCUAAAAUUCUCUUACAGUGGCAAGGAGCUAGUUAUACCCGAGGGCUACCCAUCCGUGUGGAAAUCCCCAGAAAAUGAGCUGAGAGUGGAGAGAACGUCUAGCAAGAACAGUGUUAUAGUCACUCUCCCAGAAGUUGCAGAAAUUUCAGUCAGUGUGGUGCCUGUGACCAAGGAAGAUGACAGAAUCCAUAACUACCAGAUACCUUCUGAGGACUGUUUUGCUCACUUGGAGGUACAGUUCAGAUUCUAUGGCCUCUCCUCAAAGGUCGAAGGUGUGCUCGGCCGGACUUACCAGCCAGAUUUUAAGAAUCCAGCGAAGCCAGGUGUUGCAAUGCCGGUUGUAGGUGGAGAAAACAAGUACAGAACCACAUCACUUCUAUCCGCAGAUUGUGAUUCUUGUGUGUUCUCUCCCGUUGGGGUUGUUAACAAGGACGAGUCCCAAGUUAUGAAUUAUGGAACACUAGAUUGCACUGGUGGAGCCGGCAGAGGGAAUGGAAUUGUUUGCAGGAAAUGAGUACCUAACUUCAUUCUCAGAGGAUAUGAGAAACUGUUUCUUGAUGUAUAAUUUGAAGUUUCUUGGUAGAGAUUAGAGAAUGAUGUGUCCUCUUUUCUAUUCUACCCUAGAGUAAUGCACUUUCAAUUUGUACUA
This is a messenger RNA of Camellia sinensis, 1428 nucleotides long. RefSeq lists its product as uncharacterized. The record is from RefSeq and is a predicted model, not a curated record. Lineage: Eukaryota; Viridiplantae; Streptophyta; Magnoliopsida; Ericales; Theaceae.